CUCAACAAAGAUUAAAGCUUACGCGAUUAUUAUUUAGAGAUAAUAUUCCGAGUUUUCCGACUCAUAUUUUAUUUUUACGCUGAUUUUACAUUUCUCCAACCCAAUUUUUACAUUUCUCCAACCCAAUUCCAUCAAGUUCCAGUGCAACUUUUCUUCCGUUUCCAUUAGGUCGAACGAGUACGAAGUACUUACGAAAAGAAGGGAAAUGGGUAACUGGAGGGUUAGCAACUUAGUUGGUCAGCAGUUGUCCCCUGUGACAGGGGACCAAUAAUUCAAAACUCAAGUAUGUCAAUCGUGUGUGAUCGCCAUGUGACAGUGAUACUAUUCGGGCCCUCAGUGGAGUUACUUAGGGGGAACUUACAUGAACCCCAAGUAAUGUGGGUAUGUCGUUACCACGAUACUCAGUCGCGUUCUUAUAUUUCCUAGAGCUCUUGUUCUGCUUUUUUGCUUCGAUUUGUAGUGUUUACAUGCCACCGCGAUUGUUCUCUUGCUCGCGAUGUGGCAAAGAGCUACAUGGAUGGGGGGCUACAAGAAUGUGUGCCCAAAAACGCUGUCUUCGACUAUGGAGACCAUUCCUGUCGCUCCUACCUCGAGCCACAACCGCGCCUUACCAGCGCCCGCGCCCCCAGUAAUAGCAGAACGUUUGUCCGUUUAUCAAAAGAGCGCAUCAUGCGGCGCACCCAAACGGUGCAAGGCCCGCUUCCGGGGCGUCUAUGCCGAGGGUCUCCACCAAUAACGACAGACGACUGCCGGAGCAGUCCAUAAAUUCAUACCUGACCAUUCCAAUACACACGUGCCGAGCGAAAGCGCGAGGCUUACCUUGUUGUGGUGUAGUUCUGGACUUUUUAUCUCCAAAGUAUGCGAUCUGAGCUGUGUGAUCAGCAGAGAAGCUCUGGUCGGCGGAUUCAGAAUGGUGUUCAUUCCACCGCAGCGUGUCGCGUUUGUCCGUACGUUUUGAUACGGCCAGCGUUUCGUGAGAUACAACGGGAGUGGAAUAUGUCCGACAACAAAGCAGAGGCUUUUAAAAAAGUGGAAUUAGCUUUCAAGCGGAUGGCUGCAGCGAACGCCGAUGUUAUUCCGGCUGGAGCAGAAAGCGAAGAGGAAGAGACGCCGAAUGAGCGCGCAAAGCCUGGCAUUCCGGCUGAGCCAGGAUAUCCGGCUGUGCAACGAGAAACUCAAUACGUGUGCUUCAACUGCCGAAAGCCGGACACGGGGCACACUACUAGUCAGUGCCGCCGUUGGAACAGUCGCCGAUUUCAGCCCCGUGACGGGGAACGAGCAGAAAAAUUCAAGGAAUCUUUGGAGACCGAAGACAUCCUUGCCACGUUUGACAGCCGGACCCGAGGACUCACGUUCACAGACCUGCAAACUGACCCUGACAACUCUGUGGAUAUACCAGAGAAAAAGUUUUUAUUGAUGAUUCGCGAACGCGGAGUACUUGACAUUAUUAAACGCCUGACUGUGCAAGGUUUAAAAGCGGAAAACCGAUUGAAAGAAGGAACUGUAUUGGAAAUAUUUUCGGACGAUGGAGUUAUUACCAUUAAAAGCCCAAGAUAUUCUACGCUAAUAAAGAUGUAUUAUGAUGACUUUACAACACUAACGUAUCGCGUUAUGUCUACCAGAUGGGGCAGAGCCUCCCUUUGAAUGCUACUGUGGGUGAGUGUGUGUGUAUGUGUGUGUUCUCCCGCUGAUUAUUUUAUUCAUACUUAUUAACAUAUUCGCUCAAACAUGCAAUAUUGAUACACAUCAAACAAAUAGUUAACAAUUGAAACAGUAACAUGUUACUGUUACUGUUCACCUUUAAGACCCAUAUACUACUUGAAUAAAACAUGAACGCUUAAAAAUGGCUACAUCCCACGCCACGCAGAACCAGUUUACGCACACCAUGCAUCUUGGUUUGGUCUAGGACGACCCUCCAGAUCUUCGGCUGAAUUUGAUUGCAUGCGCUUAUUGCCGCCCCCAUAGGGGCCCUGC
This is a messenger RNA of Paramacrobiotus metropolitanus, 1974 nucleotides long. RefSeq lists its product as uncharacterized. Lineage: Eukaryota; Metazoa; Tardigrada; Eutardigrada; Parachela; Macrobiotidae. The coding region runs from base 859 to 1644 and encodes 261 amino acids. The transcript is spliced from 7 exons. The record is from RefSeq and is a predicted model, not a curated record.